AGUGAGCACAAAGAUGCUUGCGAGAUCUGGGUUACCGCCAUCGUCACAGGUCGGUGUGCUAAUACCGAGCUCACAAAUGGUUGGAACGCCAGAACCAGCAAUAAAGUUCAAGAAGUAUCGACCAGUCAAGCCAUUGUCAUAUGAGCUUCGAGAUAUCAUCAAUGUACUAGCGAUUAUCGCUACUCUAGCUGUGCAUCCUCUCUGGACCAAUCGAGCUACAGAGCUGGAAAAAGUAAAGACUGCCAACGAUGCACUGGUGUUCCUCAAACAUGUCAAUUCCAUUGUCGGUGCUGCCAGUGCCAACUUCACCUCAGCUUUCAGGUUCCUGGACAAGUUCGACUCGCGAGAUAGACGAAGACGCACUGGAGAUCUCACUCCUGGUACAGAAGAUGACGGCAAGUUUUCAAUCAAAAUGGCCAACAAAGGUGCUAUCUGGAACCUCGCUGAAGACUUUUGGUCCGUGGUCGGCUGGGCCUUCAAUUGUUCAUGUCAGCACCCCAGGCGAUGGGAAAGAUGGAGACCUUGGCUCGAAUUCAUGCUUGGUGCAAUGGAAGACGAUCUGCAAGAAAGGAUCUCUGCCGCCGAACCCCUCAAGGAUGAUGGCAAAGAAGCAGCAGCCAACACACUCCUUUCGGACAGUAUGAUCGCACAGUACUGUCUAACCGCAGGUGACGGUAGAGCCGGCAAACGAAGAGUCAUGAGAGCAAUCCUCGCCAACGGUAGCAAGAAGGAUCUAGACGAGUUCCAUGAAAUCUGGAAGAACGAGACCAAACCNCCGGUUCAGAAGACGGUGGAGGAACUGAUUCCGAGNAAAAAGAUCGACUUUGAUAAGGACGAGUACGGUGACUACAUGGAUGCGGACGACUCCGAAGAAGAGGAAGACGAUUUGCCCUCGACGCCUAAAGCAUCGACCUCGGCGCGUUCGUCGCGUAAGAGAGGACGACCAUCUUCGGCCACACCGGAUCUAGAUGCAGAGAGUGAUUACAGCGUGUCUUCAGAUUAUGGUGGGUAUGAAGCCGUGCACUUGCGCCAGCGCUUGAUUGCUUUGCCUUUCCAUCUUCUAACACUCUGUAGNCUCACACAAAUAUCAUUCAACUACGAACAUGCCUUUAUGGAAGCCGAAGACUGCUUCGAUCUAGUGACCGAGUUCCUCCGCCCUCUGCCAUUGGACACCUUCAUGCUCUUCGUCUCUCCUCCCACCCCUUGGCUAGAACCUCAUUCCCACGCCUCGCUAUGUCAAAACCUCCUUCGGCCGAUCAUUUCCUCCGAAGCACCCACCUACCACGCCGACACAAUGACACAGAUAGAAUUCGAAAAACAUUUCUUGCCAUAUCCCGCAAAUUACACCAAGUACGUCGAGAACGCACGAGUCAGUCUGUUGGUGGAAGCUCUGCUACGAUUGCUGUUCAGACACUCUGCACUGAUUGUUAACGACAGUCUGAAGAGAAAGCUGGACGAAGGCAUCAAAGCUAGGGAGGCAAAGGCAAAGUUUGUCGCGAGAAAGUUGGUUGGUGUCAAAGAAGCUGAGGAGGAGAAGGCUGUAAAGAUGUUGGCGAAUAGUUCGAUGAGGAUGAGAAUGGUGAUUCAGGUUGCUGGUGCUCAGCAACAG
Aureobasidium vineae is the source of this 1609-nucleotide messenger RNA. NCBI's taxonomy places the organism in Eukaryota, Fungi, Ascomycota, Dothideomycetes, Dothideales, Saccotheciaceae. The record is from the annotation of a GenBank genome assembly.